AUGAACCUGGCAAACAAGACGUAUUCUGGGGACCUGUCGAGCUACGGGCUUGACCCACUGUUCUGGGCACCGGCCAAGGUUCCCAACACCGUGUUCUUCAUUGGCAGCCAGCACCCGCUGCGGAUUGUCGAGCUGGUUCGGGAUCAUAUUGAUGACGGCACUGGCGUGAUUGCUUGCGUCUGGUUUACGUCACAUGAAGAGCAGGAGGAGCCCGAGCUGCGGCAAACGCACAAGCUCGGCACGUCUGUGCGCGUGCACGGACGGCUGAGCGAAUUCAGGGGCGAGCGGCAAGUGGUCAUAAACACACUGGACGUGGUUGGCCCAAACGAGGAGACGCUAGGCUGGCUCGAGCGCCUGAGCUUGCGCAGCUAUCUGAAAAAGUCGUCAUUCAAAUAA
This is a messenger RNA of Linderina pennispora, 396 nucleotides long. RefSeq lists its product as uncharacterized. The record is from RefSeq and is a predicted model, not a curated record. Gene Ontology annotation, cellular component: site of double-strand break; chromosome, telomeric region; DNA replication factor A complex. Gene Ontology annotation, biological process: DNA replication; nucleotide-excision repair; double-strand break repair via homologous recombination. Gene Ontology annotation, molecular function: nucleic acid binding. The transcript is spliced from 3 exons. Lineage: Eukaryota; Fungi; Kickxellomycota; Kickxellomycetes; Kickxellales; Kickxellaceae. Bases 1 to 396 code for a protein of 131 amino acids.